UUCCGGGGUGGGGGGGGGUGUCGAAGCGUAGCGCGGAAGCGCGAUGGCGGGCGCUCCGGCGGGCCGGGCCGCGGGUGGCGCCGUCCUGCUCCUCCUGGCUGUCUGCCUGCGGCCGCCGCCGCUCGCCCGCGCUCGCAGCCUCCGCUUCGUGACGCUGGUGUACCGCCACGGAGACCGGUCGCCCAUCAAGGCCUACCCGCGGGACCCCUACCAGGAGGCCGCCUGGCCGCAGGGCUUCGGGCAGCUCACGCAGGUGGGGAUGCGGCAGCAGUGGGAGCUGGGCCAGGCCCUGCGGAGGCGCUACCGCGGCUUCCUCAACGCCACGUACCGGCGGCAGGAGAUCUUCAUCCGCAGUACAGACUGUGAUCGGACGCUGAUGAGUGCGGAGGCCAAUUUGGCAGGCCUGUAUCCUCCAGAGAGAGGAGAGAUGUUCAACCCUAAUGUUUCCUGGCAGCCUAUCCCUGUGCACACAGUGCCUGAGUCUGGGGAAAGGCUACUGAAGUUUCCAUUGACCCCCUGUCCACGGUAUGAACAGCUACAGAAUGAAACACGGCAUUCAGCAGAAUACACAAAUAAGACCAAAGAGAAUUUGCAAUUCCUGCAGAUGGUGGCAAAAGAGACUGGGAUCCGGGAUGUCUCCCUCGAGUCUGUUUGGAGUGUAUAUGACACACUGUUCUGUGAACAAGCACACAAGAUGAAGCUGCCAUUAUGGGUGACUCCAGAUGUCAUGACUCAACUGAAGCAAUUAAAAGACUUCAGUUUUCAAUUUAUGUUUGGGAUUCACCAUCGGACAGAGAAAGCUCGUUUGCAAGGCGGGGUCUUGCUGGAUCACAUUAGGAAGAACCUAACCAAAGCAGCAACCAUCUCUGCCCAUCAGCACCUGAAACUACUUGCCUAUUCUGCCCAUGACACCACACUUGUGGCACUGCAGAUGGCUCUAGAUGUCUACAACAAGAUUCAAGCACCAUACGCCUCAUGUCAUAUAUUUGAGCUGUACCAAGAGGAUGAUGGUAAUUUCUCUGUGGAGAUGUUUUUCCGGAAUGAGAGUGGGAAGGAACCUUUCCCACUGACACUCCCUGGCUGUCAGCAAAAAUGUCCCCUGCAUAAAUUUUUGCAACUCACUGAUCCUGUCAUUCCCCAGGACUGGGAGCAAGAAUGCCAGGUAGCAAGCACAGUGCAUGACACAGAACUGUUUGUGGCUCUGGCUGUGUGUGGCUCUAUUCUCUUUCUCCUUAUCAUCCUCCUGUUGACUGUACUCUUCCGCAUACAGUCUCAGCCCCCUGGAUACCGGCACAUUUCCAAUGAGGGAGAAGAGCAGGCAUGACAGUUGCUCCAACUACUUCCCAGGCAGCAGGAGGGAGCAGUGCUGCCCAUGAUGAUUGGGCACCUCAGUUAUUGAGCAUUCUUCUGCUUUGGCCAUUGCUUCCCAGAAAGAAGCUGGACAGUGAUUUUUGGAUGUUUUCUAAAGGUGAUGUCCAAGGGAGAGGACUGAGCUACUCUUCUGAAUUUUAAUUCUGAAGCCUACUGGUGUGUGGUGCCCCAUACAGCUUAACUAGUCUGGGACUCCCAGACUAGUUGGAGUUGGCCAUGGCCAGUUGGAGUUGCUGCUCCCCAGGAAGAAUUUUUCUCCUUUCAGUGAUUGUAAAUGUUACCACUCACCGUGGCAGAGGGGCCUGGGCCUCCAGCAGGUGUCAUGUCCAGUGUAGCCAGGAGUCACAUCUUUCUUUAGGGUCAGCCUGCUUUGUGCACUUUUCUCUCAAGCCACUGGGUUGAGGAUGGUAGGAAGGCUGGGUUUGGAGUAGAGGGCCCAGCUCACCAACAAUGCAUAGAGACUCAUCUAAUCUCCAUGCAGAGGGAGCUGCUGGAGAUGAUGGCAGAUCAACAUUUCUGAGGUUGCUGCUAAGUAAUUGCUGCUGGCAGCUGGUCUUUUUCCCCUCAACUUGUGCUUCAGGAAAGAAUCGGCCUGGACUCAGGACAGAAUUGGAAACCUAGCAGUAGUUUCUCGGAUUCAGCAGAGUAGGCUACAUGUGAUCAACAGAACCACAGCUUUAUCUUGUAAAUUAAUUAAUGUGAUUAUCCAUCCAUAGCAAACCUGCACACUUUUUGUGUGUGUUAGUGUGUGUGUGUGUAAUGUUGGCUAUAGAAAGGAGAGAGAGUCCCUGUAGAUAGGAAACUUGGGCCCUUUCUAAAAUUUCAUUUUUUGAAUUAGACCUCCCCAUAGUGAAUUUAUCUAUUUCUAGAGCCUUUUCAGAAAGAUCCAGGAAGAAUCCUGUAUUGUAGGUGGUCCAGACAUCCACUAUGAGCCCAAGAAAUAUGCUUUAUUGGCAGAAAGUUUUUAUAGCUGUUUACUUAAGACUAAAUGGCAACUUCCGUUGUCUUUCUUCCUCUCUUCCCCCCUGGAUAGCCUUACCUGCCCACUGUCCCACCCCUGCACCAAAAAGAAAAAAUCAGUAUUUGCAGGUAACUGUAGAGCCCGUCACCUGCCAGUGUCCCAUGUAUGAUUAUUUUUGUUUCAAGACCAGAUAGAUGGAAGCUGCAGGCUUCCCUCUGUGCACUGGAGCUGCUGUAGGAAACAAUGCAAAGUGCUCAACACCUGCCUUGUAGCUUUUGGCAGAGGAUGAGAGACCAUAGCAGGCACCAGAGGUACUGGCUGUUCACACUGUGAUGCUGCACAUUCACUUCCCUCUUUUAGUUCCCUUUCUGGUGCAGUUCCCUUCCCUUCUUGGCGGCAGAAGCUAGUUCUUAGGUUACAUACAUCUCCUAUGGAGCAUUAUGGGGACUUUUCCCUAUACCAUAAUAGGCAUCUGCCAGUAUGGGAACUCCAAAUCAGCAGAAGCAGCUUGCUGUUCUCAGCAUCUUCCUCACCUUUUUGUCCCCUGAAGAUACAAUCUAUGUCUUCUGCACAGCAAGACAGUCACAAAGAACAAGCAACUGCCUGGGAGAACAGGCACAAGGAAGAGGUACUAGAAAGUGCAUCUAAGGGGACUGGACCUGUUAUUUUUAAAGGCAGCAGAUUUUGCACACGCAGAGAAAAAGUUUCUAUGAUGAUUUUUGACUUUCUGACUGUGAAUGACUUUCUGUAAUUGUUCCAAUACAUUUCCUUUUUAUCAUUGAAA
Rhea pennata is the source of this 3116-nucleotide messenger RNA. It is a transcript of the gene ACP2, whose product is annotated as acid phosphatase 2, lysosomal. Gene Ontology annotation, molecular function: acid phosphatase activity. Gene Ontology annotation, biological process: dephosphorylation; lysosome organization. The record is from RefSeq and is a predicted model, not a curated record. NCBI's taxonomy places the organism in Eukaryota, Metazoa, Chordata, Aves, Rheiformes, Rheidae. The transcript has 11 exons. Bases 44 to 1324 code for a protein of 426 amino acids. Gene Ontology annotation, cellular component: lysosome.